GUGGUGGAUGUCCAAACGGUCCUGCCAUAGGCCCUCCACCUGACACUGGCAUGGGCAUGGGCAUGGGCAUGGGCAUGGGCAUGGACAUUGGCAUUGGUUGUCCUGGUAGCCCGCCAGAAGAGUAGCCACUAUUGAAGUAGGGCGGCCCCGGCGGCCCCGGUGGUCCUGGUAGUCCUGGUCCUGGAGCGGAAUUCAUGACACAAAUACUUCUCUAUGGCAGAUAGCCCAGACGCACCUUCAAGUGAACAUGUUAAGCCCCGCGAGGUUCCAUACUGUGGUUUCUGCUCAUUGCCACCAGAGUACUGCGAGUUUGGACCUACUCUGGAAAAAUGUAAAGAAUGGUUGAGCAGAAACGAUAAAGUGCUGUAUGCUAUUUUGUAUAAUACUUUGGAGGAUCAAUUAGCGUCCACAUCACUCGGCGAGAGCAAGCCAGAAGAAGACAAGAAGAGGGCAAAAGAGGCUGCCAAGAUUGAAAAGCAAUUGCAGAAGAAGAUGGCAUCCAAGGUUCUGAUCAAGAGAAUUGAACGGACCAAGAGAAAAUGUGUCACAUGUGUUUUUGGACUGGAGAACUUUGAUGUCGACCUCAAGAAAGCAGCCAAACUUUUUGCCAACAAAUUUGCAUGUGGAGCAUCAGUUACAAAGAAUAACCAGGGCAAUGAUGAGAUUGUAGUCCAGGGCGACCUAUCGGACGAAAUUUUCGAACUCAUUCUGGAGCACUGGCCAAUUGUGCCUGAAGAUAACAUUGAUCUGAUUGAGGACAAGAAGAAGGGCAAAUAGUGAAAAAAAAAAAAUAAGUAGAGAAAAAUAAACUUUUUCUUGACAUUUUUACGGAAGAGCAAUUGUCGUGGAAAAA
Lobosporangium transversale is the source of this 853-nucleotide messenger RNA. Its product is annotated as translation machinery-associated protein 22. Gene Ontology annotation, biological process: translation reinitiation; formation of translation preinitiation complex. The coding region runs from base 214 to 777 and encodes 187 amino acids. The record is from RefSeq and is a predicted model, not a curated record. Lineage: Eukaryota; Fungi; Mortierellomycota; Mortierellomycetes; Mortierellales; Mortierellaceae. Gene Ontology annotation, molecular function: mRNA binding; translation initiation factor activity. The transcript is spliced from 6 exons.